Messenger RNA from Exophiala spinifera, 879 nucleotides. RefSeq lists its product as uncharacterized. The record is from RefSeq and is a predicted model, not a curated record. The coding region runs from base 1 to 879 and encodes 292 amino acids. The transcript has 3 exons. Gene Ontology annotation, molecular function: protein binding. NCBI's taxonomy places the organism in Eukaryota, Fungi, Ascomycota, Eurotiomycetes, Chaetothyriales, Herpotrichiellaceae.
AUGUCGUUCUUCAAGAAACUUAAAGAUGAACUGAAGGAGAUGCUGAACGACGACGACGACAAGGACAAACAGAAGCAACAGGGCGGACACGGAGGACCACCUGAAUCAGCCGCUCCGCCAGGCCAAUACCAGCAGCAGCGCGAUUUCAGCCAGGCACCCAACCAAUAUCCUCCAAACCAGCCAGGUCCGCCGGGACAGUACUCGUAUAACGCACCGCCGCCGCCCAACGCAGGAUAUCCGCCGCCGCAGAACCCUCCUCUGCCACCGGGCUGGAUCAGCCAAUUCGACCACAGCAGCCAACGCUGGUACUACGUCUAUCAGCCGACCGGUCAGACACAGUGGGAACUCCCAGGACCUGCCCCAGGUGUGCCGCCUUCGGCUCCUGCUCCCGGGUUCCAACAAUCAUACGGUCAAGCCAUGCCAUCCGUGCCGUACAUGCAGGGACACAACGAGCAUUCGAGAGAAUACUAUGCCGGUUCUGCACAGCCAGCAAAGAAAGGCUCGGGGAUGGGCGGUAUGGUCGCCGCAGGCCUGGGUGGCGCCGCGGUUGGUGCUCUCGUUGGACAUGCGCUGGGCGACUCGGACAGUGAUAACGAAGGACACGCGGCCGCCACUGGGUACGGAGCAGCAGCCCCGGCGGGAUACGGCGCUCCGCCGGGCCCGCCACCGCCAGCGGCAGAGCCACCACUUGAGUUCAACCCAGAACUUUCGUCGAGUCAACGGUCGUCGUUGCAAGAGGCACGGGAAGACCUUGAGGAGGCGAGGGCUGAAGUUGCCGAGGAUUCAAGUCCGAGCAGCAGCGACAUUGAGGACCUCAGGGAGGCGGAGGAGGAAUACGCAAGCGAAGUCGAGAGCGCGCACGAGGAGCUCGAGGACUGA